GUAUACAUAUAGAGCACCAUAGAAAAGCGUAAAAGGGGUAAACAUAUACCGAGCACCAUUACCGUGUAAUAGUUGUUACGUAGAUUGUUUGCUGAGUGAAUUCUCUGUUUGUGCCGGUGGAUUUCAUGUGAAAAGAACCUGAAUCUAUUGCACUAAAUCCAUAACGCCGCCGCUACGGCGCAUUGUAAUCAUAACCAUGGCGGUUUCAUCGCAGAUAGACGAACUCGUGCGAACCGUCACACUUCAUAAUCCUCGAAAAUUACUAUUCACGGGUUAUAUAUUGCCCUCUGUGCUAUUACACGCUCUAUGGAUUUAUUGUUGGAUCUUUGUUUAUGGAAUUGACGAGUAUUAUGACGCGGGGCUAGUAGGCAUUGCGGCUAUAGCCUUAUUUCAGAUUUUCAUAUGUUUAUCUUGCCAGUGGUCGGUGCACAUACAUACUUUUUUAAAUUGUAGCUCGGAGAAAAAUACUUAUAAAGCAAAAAUAGCAAAAGUAGUUCCUACUCCCAACAAUGGAAGUUCAGAGCUUGUUAAACUGCAUCAUUCUGAGCAGCAAGAACCUUGGUUUAUAUUCCAAAAGACCAAGUAUCAUUGGAACCCUCAUAGGAAGUGCUUUGUAGGCCUUCAAUUUCCAACUAAUCAUUCUGUUAAACAUUAUUGCGAGUGGAAAGGGUAUUUAGAUGAAAAAGAAAUUACAGCUGCAGAGGAGAAAUAUGACAAGAAUAAAUUGGAUAUGGUGGUACCAGAAUUUAAAGAACUAUUCAAAGAAAGAGCAAUAGCACCAUUCUUUGUUUUUCAAGUAUUUUGUGUUGCACUAUGGUGCUUAGAUAAAUAUUGGUAUUACAGUAUAUUUACACUUAUUUUACUGAUUAUGUUUGAAUGUACACUUGUACAACAACAGCUUCGAAACAUGGCAGAGAUCAGAAAAAUGGGAAAUAAACCAUACAUGAUAAUGGUUUAUAGAAAUAGACGAUGGCGUUCCAUGUUCACUGAUCAAUUAGUACCUGGUGAUAUUGUCUCGAUAACAAGAUCUCAAAAUGAUAAUUUAGUGCCAUGCGACAUGUUACUAUUAAGAGGAACAUGUGUGGUUGAUGAGAGUAUGCUAACAGGAGAAUCUGUUCCACAAAUGAAAGAACCAAUAGAAGACAUUGAUGAUAGACGAUUGGAUAUAGAGGGUAAUGAUAAACUUCAUGUACUCUUUGGAGGUACAAAAGUCGUACAACAUUCUUCACCUAGCAAAAAUGUGUCUGGCCUUAAGGCUACUGAUAAUGGUUGUGUAGCCUAUGUAUUACGUACUGGAUUUUCAACAUCACAGGGUAAACUUUUGAGAACAAUACUAUUUGGAGUUAAGCGUGUUACAGCUAAUAAUUUGGAAUCAUUUGGCUUUAUCUUAUUUCUAUUGGUUUUUGCAAUUGCUGCAGCGUCGUAUGUAUGGAUUAAAGGAAGCGAGGAUCCUACGCGAAACAAAUAUAAAUUAUUUUUGGAAUGUACACUUAUUCUAACCUCUGUUAUCCCUCCAGAAUUGCCUAUCGAGUUAUCGUUAGCGGUGAAUACAUCUUUACUAGCUUUGGCGAAACUAGGUGUAUUCUGCACCGAACCUUUCAGAAUUCCGUUUGCCGGAAAAGUUGAAAUUUGUUGCUUCGAUAAAACUGGUACUUUAACUAGUGACAGCUUGAUCGUUGAGGGUAUAGCAGGAAUCGAGGGAAAUGCAGACGUUAUGCAAAUUUCUGAUGCGCCUUUAGAGAGUAUUCAAGUACUUGCAACGUGCCAUUCUCUUGUACAUUUAGAUGACGGAAUUGUUGGAGACCCGCUUGAAAAAGCUACAUUGAGGGCUAUUAAAUGGACCCUCACAAGAAAUGAUUCUAUGAUCUCAAGAAGUUCACAGUCUCCCGUCUUAAAAAUAGUACAGAGACAUCACUUCUCUUCUGCGUUAAAACGAAUGUCGGUCGUAGCGGGAUAUACGAUACCUGGGUCAUCAGAAAUUAAUUUCAUGGCUACUGUGAAAGGAGCACCAGAAGUUAUUAAAAACAUGUUGUCGUCUGUACCAGCAAAUUAUGACUCUACCUAUUUGUCGCUUUCUCGUCGUGGGGCAAGAGUAUUAGCUUUAGGAUAUCGAAAACUCCGUGGUCCUUUAACGUCUCAAGAUCUUAGAGAAUUAACGCGAGACAAAUUAGAAACAAAUCUUAUUUUUGCUGGAUUUGUAAUUAUAAGUUGUCCACUUAAACCUGAUUCUAAAGCUGUUAUUAAAGAGAUCGUGAAUGCUUCGCAUUCGGUUGUUAUGAUUACUGGCGAUAAUCCAUUAACGGCUUGUCACGUCAGUUGCGAGUUACACUUUACGAAAAAACCAGUCAUAUUUAUAUUGACUGCGUAUGCCGGGGAGUGGAUAUGGGAAAGCGUAGAUAGAAAGAUAAAUUUGCCUUUAAGUAUGAAAAAUGUUGAACGUGGUAAUGAAAUUUGGCGGGAGUACGCUCUUUGUAUAACAGGAGAGGGUUUAACAUAUUUAAAAGAUAAUGAUCGAGAACUUCUCCGUAAAUUACUACCACACAUUGUAAUUUUUGCAAGGUGUGAACCGAAACAAAAAGAAUUUAUUAUUAUUUCGUUACAAAACUUAGGAUACACGACUUUAAUGUGCGGAGAUGGUACUAAUGACGUUGGUGCUUUGAAACAUGCUCAAGUGGGAGUCGCAAUCCUUUCUAGUCCGCCCGAAAGAGCAUAUUCAGAUACACAAGGUAACGCAAAAAACGAGACCUUACUCUCAAAUUCGGCAAUAUCUAAUGAUCCGAGAUUAAAUUUGAGAGUAUCCGGCAAUACUAAAGUAAGGAUUCAGAAGAUAUUGAAAGAACUAGAAAAGCAAGAACAAUCUGUUAUUGUUAAACUUGGGGAUGCUUCGAUUGCUGCACCUUUCACUAGCAAAAUGUCGUCGAUUCAGUGCAUAUGCCAUGUUAUCAAGCAAGGACGGUGCACUUUAGUCACGACUUUACAAAUGUUUAAAAUUUUGGCAAUUAAUGCAUUGGGGCUUGCAUACAGUCAAUCCGUUCUCUAUUUAGAUAAGAUAAAGUUCAGCGACGUGCAAGCUACAUUACAGGGUGUUCUUUUGUCUACUUGCUUUUUAUUUAUAUCAAGAUCUAAACCGUUGAAAACAUUGUCUAAACAAAGACCUCUUCCAAACAUUUUUAAUCUGUACACUAUAGCCACUGUAUUGCUACAAUUCGGUCUGCAAUUUGUCUCUCUCGUGUAUUUGGUAAGGGAAGCAACUAUAUUAUCUCCAAGGAGUGAUAAUCUGACAGCUAUAUUAGCUUCAAAUAAUUCAGUCAAUCAAAAUACGGCCUUACAUACAGAUGUUAAUGAUGAAAAUAAACCUUUUGAAGCAAAUUUGAUAAACAGCACAGUUUAUAUUAUUACUAUGGCACUUCAAGUUUCUACUUUUGUUGUUAAUUAUCGGGGUCAACCAUACAUGGAGAGUUUAAUACAAAAUAAACCUUUGCUAUACAGCCUUAUAGGCAGUGCAGCUGUUAUACUAGGAUUAUGCGGCUUUUCACCUGUUUUAGCAACCCAAUUCGAAAUUGUGGAAUUUCCAAGCGAAUUCCGUACUCUUUUACUUCAAAUACUAGUAGCAGACUUUAUCCUUGCAUAUAUGAUCGACAGAGCCUGUUUAUGGCUAUUUGGAGAAGCAAACCAUCAAAAACUGUGAUUAGAACACGAUUUUCGUAUUCCAUAAAAUUCAAAAAUAUGUGAAAUAUUAAAUAUACAAUUUUUGUUUUGUUUCACAAAGAGUAAAUGGAAAUUCACGUAUAAUUAUUUCUGUACUUUAUGAAUUGUGUCAUUGUAUUUCCAUGUGAAACAAUAUUUGUUGAAAGACUGACUAAAACACCAUUUCAAGAUCAUUACUCAAACAGAUGUUCAUUUCGUUAACUACUCUAUAUUAGUGAUACAAAAAUUAAUAGUACUUAUAAUUCUUUGUGGAACAAGGUAAUUAAAACAAUUUAUAUAUAUAUAUGUAUAACAUAAUAUAUACGUAUAUGUAUAUGUAUACAUAUUAUGUUAUACCCGCAUGUGGUAUGUUUGUAUUAACGAGUGUAGGUAUUACUAUGCAAAACGAAAUAGAAAAAUGAACACGUGAUGUGAGUAUGUACAAAUAGUAAGUAAAUAAUUAUUACAUGAUGUCACAGUUAUUAUGUUAUUGUUUUGCAAGCGUCGUAUUUGUAUCUUGAUACCCCGAUUUCUUAAUAUCCAGAAAAUAUUUAAGCUAUUCUAUUACCUCAUAAGCAUACAAAGAAAAUCAUUGCAAAUCAAAUUUGGCAAGAAGCAAUUUUCCAGAGUACCAUGCAUAAUGUGUUAUAAAUGUUUAAUAUUAUGAAAGGUCAACAGAAACUAUUACUAUCAUUUGCAACAUCGUUUAGCAAAUAAAUAUUUUCACAAACACAACAGCCAUGUAUGUACUUACAUACAUCUGAACUAAUUGUGAAUUCAAGAAAUAAAUAUAAGGUUAAAUUUAAUUUCUUCUUUUUAUAUUUCAUAUUUACUUCCGUGUAAUUUAAAUAUAGAACAAGCCAAAAUUUACAUUCUAUGUCUAAUUAGAUAAAUUAAUAAUGAUAUUUACCAUCACAGAUAUACUGUUGUUAAUACUAAUGAAAAUGAUUAUGGUAUUUGCAAGUUUUCAUAUAUUAUUCAUCCCACUAAGGUGUGGUGGUAAUUAUAAACUUUUUAUAUAAACGUUACAAAUUUUGUACACAAAAUUAUGCAACAUUUUGAGCUUCUUGAACAUCACAAAUUUCUUGAAUUAUAAAAAAUUAAGUUUGGAAUGUGUUAUAUAUAGUACAUUAAUUUUAUACAUAAUGUAAUGUCAUCACUCUAUGUUAAGAUUGCAGUAUUUUGCCUAAAAUAAGCAAAGUUGAGAAAGUAACGUAAUUUUCUCGACUGUCGAGACUAUGUAAAAUUAUUACAUUCAAACAUUCCAACUUUUUGAAAGUUUCACGCAUUGUGAUUGAAAAGACAAAUGUUCAGAUUUCGAAUACAACAUCCCUUUCAUUUCGACGCGAAAGAGACAUUGUUUUGAUCUGAAGAACAAAGGUUACAAUACACACGGAACGUAGCGAGUUUCAACUACUGCGUGUACCUUAAUUGAU
This is a messenger RNA of Colletes gigas, 5123 nucleotides long. RefSeq names its product endoplasmic reticulum transmembrane helix translocase. The coding region runs from base 197 to 3688 and encodes 1163 amino acids. Lineage: Eukaryota; Metazoa; Arthropoda; Insecta; Hymenoptera; Colletidae. Gene Ontology annotation, cellular component: endoplasmic reticulum membrane. Gene Ontology annotation, biological process: intracellular calcium ion homeostasis. Gene Ontology annotation, molecular function: ATP binding; ATP hydrolysis activity; P-type ion transporter activity. The transcript is spliced from 18 exons. The record is from RefSeq and is a predicted model, not a curated record.